UGGCGGCCAGGCUGGGUCCGAGCAUCCCGCAGCUCCGGACCCGCCCGGCCCGGACAUGGCGGCCGUCCAGGCCUCCCUUCACCGCGCGCUGCUGCUUCUGCUGGCCGUGGCAGGGGUCGCGGAGGUGGCAGGGGGCCUUGCCCCGGGCAGUGCGGGUGCAUUGUGUUGCAGUCAUUCAAAAGAUAACCAAAUGUGUCGUGAUGUAUGUGAACAGAUAUUCUCUUCAAAAAGUGAAUCCCGACUAAAACAUCUGUUGCAGCGAGCUCCAGAUUAUUGCCCUGAAACAAUGGUCGAAAUUUGGAGUUGUAUGAAUUCAUCUUUGCCAGGUGUGUUUAAGAAGUCUGAUGGCUGGGUUGGCUUAGGCUGCUGUGAACUGGCUAUUACCUUGGAGUGUCGACAGGCAUGCAAGCAGGCAUCCUCAAAAAAUGACAUUUCUAAAGUCUGCAGAAAAGAAUAUGAGAAUGCUCUUUUCAGUUGCAUUAGCAGAAAUGAAAUGGGCUCAGUUUGUUGCAGUUACGCAGGCCAUCACACAAAUUGUCGUGAAUACUGUCAAGCCAUUUUUCGAACAGACUCUUCUCCUGGUCCAUCUCAAAUCAAAGCAGUGGAAAACUAUUGUGCCUCUGUUAGUCCACAGUUAAUACACUGUGUGAACAAUUAUACUCAGUCUUACCCAAUGAGGAACCCAACAGAUAGUUUAUAUUGCUGUGACAGAGCUGAAGACCAUGCAUGCCAAAAUGCCUGCAAGAGAAUUCUGAUGUCUAAAAAAACAGAAAUGGAGAUUGUUGAUGGCCUCAUCGAGGGCUGUAAGAACCAGCCCUUGCCUCAGGAUCCUCUUUGGCAGUGUUUUCUUGAAAGUUCACAGUCUGUUCACCCUGGAGUCACCUUACACCCACCUCCCUCUACGGGCCUUGAUGGGGCUAAAUUGCAUUGUUGUUCUAAAGCAAAUACUUCAACCUGUAGAGAACUUUGUACCAAACUUUAUAGCAUGAGCUGGGGCAAUACACAGAGUUGGCAAGAGUUUGAUCGCUUUUGUGAAUUUAAUCCAGUGGAAGUGUCCAUGUUGACCUGUUUGGCAGAUGUUCGAGAACCUUGCCAGUUGGGCUGUAGAAACCUUACUUACUGUACUAAUUUCAACAACAGGCCAACAGAACUUUUCAGGAGUUGUAAUGCUCAGUCAGAUCAAGGAGCCAUGAAUGACAUGAAACUGUGGGAGAAAGGAAGCAUAAAGAUGCCAUUUAUCAACAUACCUGUUCUUGACAUUAAGAAGUGCCAGCCAGAAAUGUGGAAAGCAAUAGCUUGUUCACUGCAAAUUAAACCCUGUCAUAGUAAAUCCCGGGGAAGUAUUAUUUGCAAAUCAGAUUGUGUAGAGAUUCUCAAGAAAUGUGGGGACCAGAACAAGUUCCCUGAAGACCACACAGCCGAAAGUAUUUGUGAGCUUCUCUCACCCACAGAUGACCUUGAGAAUUGUAUACCUUUGGAUACAUACCUCAGGCCAAGCACAUUGGGUAACAUCGUAGAAGAGGUGACUCACCCUUGUAACCCUAACCCUUGUCCUGCGAAUGAGCUCUGUGAGGUAAACCGGAAAGGAUGUCCUUCUGGAGACCCCUGCCUCCCAUACUCCUGUGUUCAAGGUUGUAAGCUGGGAGAGGCAUCUGAUUUCAUCGUCCGUCAGGGGACACUAAUCCAAGUGCCAUCUUCUGCGGGGGAAGUUGGUUGCUAUAAAAUUUGUUCAUGUGGACAAAGUGGACUUUUAGAAAAUUGUAUGGAGAUGCACUGUGUAGACCUCCAGAAAUCUUGCAUUGUUGGAGGAAAAAGAAAAAGUCAUGGAACAUCCUUUAACAUUGACUGCAAUGUCUGCUCUUGUUUUGCUGGCAAUUUGGUGUGUUCUACCCGCCUGUGCCUCAGUGAGCACAGUUCGGAAGAUGACCGUCGUACCUUCACAGGUCUACCCUGUAACUGUGCAGAUCAGUUUGUCCCUGUGUGUGGGCAGAAUGGACGCACAUACCCCAGUGCCUGCAUUGCUCGCUGCGUGGGCCUCCAAGACCAUCAAUUCGAAUUUGGAUCAUGCAUCUCCAAGGAUCCAUGCAAUCCUAACCCCUGCCCAAAAAACCAAAGAUGCAUCCCCAAGCCCCAGGUCUGCCUGACAACUUUUGAUACGUUUGGAUGUAGCCAGUAUGAGUGUUUGCCAAGACAGCUCACUUGUGACCAGGUCCGCGAUCCUGUUUGCGACACGAGCCACAUGGAGCACAGCAACCUCUGCACUUUGUACCAGAGAGGGAGGAGCCUCUUAUACAGGGGCCCGUGCCAGGCUUUCUGCAGAGCCAAGGAGCCAGUCUGCGGCCACAAUGGAGAGACCUACAGCAGCGUGUGCGCGGCCUACUCGGACCGCGUGGCGGUCGACUACUCGGGGCCUUGCCAGGCCGUGGGCGUCCUCUCAGAGCACAGCUCUGUGGCCGAGUGUGCUGCUGUGAAGUGUCCUUCGCUUUCAGCGGCUGAGUGCAAACCCAUCAUCCCUCCUGGUGCUUGUUGCCCGUUAUGUGCUGGAAUGUUAAGAGUUUUAUUUGACAGAGAAAAACUGGAUACUAUUGCUAAGGUAACAAACAAAAAGCCAAUAACUGUUCUGGAAAUCCUUCAGAAAAUCCGCAUGCACGUAUCUGUCCCACAGUGCGAUGUGUUUGGAUACUUCAGCAUUGAAUCAGAAAUCGUGAUCCUGAUCGUGCCUGUUGAUCAUUACCCGAAAGCUUUGCAGAUUGAAGCCUGCAAUAAAGAAGCUGAGAAGAUCGAAUCCCUCAUCAACUCCGACAGCCCCACACUGACUUCCCACGUCCCUCUCUCUGCCCUCAUCAUCUCCCAGGUACAGGUUUCCAGCAGCAUGCCCUCGGCCGGCGUCGGGGCCAGGCCUCCCUGCCGCUGCGGCCUUCUCCUCCUCAGCCUGAGCCUGGCCUUGCACGUGCUCUGGACGCAUAACUGACCACCUGUAACAAAUGCAAAAUGUCCUCCAUGGAAUGAUUUGACCUUGUGAAAGACAAACCGGCAGGACUGCAGGCUAGCCGAGCAGUGGCCAGGUCGAAGCACUCGUCACCUCUGUCACCGCUAGGUAUUGCUUUUUAACCUCCCAGUGUUCAUACGGCUUUGUUUUGUUUUCACAACUACCUUCAAGUACCUUCUCCCAAAUACUAAUGGAAAGAAGAUUUCUCCUUCUGAUGGAUCCUCCCAUUCCGAUUUACAUUUCGCUCAUUCGAUGGCUCCUGCACCUAAAACAAAUUCAGUAUCAUCGAUCAAUGAGAUGAUGAUACGUUUUAGAAAGAGAACUCAUCUUACUGUGGGCAACGUGUCACAGAAACUUCAUUUCAGAAUUCCUUCUGACAUCAAGCCGCUCCAAAGAUUAUUGUUUUUGUUUGCCAAGUAUUGCUUACCCUGUCUCUAAGCUAGGGAUCUUUGUGGGGAGCCACAGCUAUUAGAGUAUGAAAUGAAGAUAAAGCAUCUUCAAAAUUAUCAUGUAAACCCAUCAGGCACAUUAAGCUAAUUUAUAGAAAUGUAACUUAGGAACACAUCCACUGUGUUAAACAAAAGCAAGCUGACUCAGUGACAGCGUGAGUGAGAUGUCAGUAGUGACCAGUGUGUGGCUGUGAUGUCAGUGGUGACCAGGGUUGUGGCUCUGACUUUGUGCAAGGGCUAGUGACAGUGCUCCCAAGUGUCUUGCGUCAACCGGAAGUGUAUUCUUCUGGAUUCCAAUUAGUUUUUAAACAUCAGUCUUUAAACCAAUUGCUGCUAUUUAUAUCAUUGCCAAAAAGUGAAAUAAUUAGUAGUUCAUGUAAAUAAUACAUGAUUUUUCUAUUUUAUUAUGAAGGUGAAUAGCCAUAUUUGUCAAGUGACAAUCAUGUGUGUCAGCCCAGGACUUUCCGUUCAUGAAGACACAUUUUUGCUUUUUGUGAUAUGCACAGUGUAGAUAAAUGUUCUGUCUUUCUUUUUUGAUAUAAUUAUAAAGAAUUGUGGUUUAUAUAUUUAAAAAUGUCAAUCUAAGUAUUAAAAUGUUUGCAUGUUGUCUAAGAAAUUGAAUACUUUGAAUGUGUUUCACAGUUUGAAAUAAGCUAUUCAACAUAAUACUUCCUGUUGGUAUGCACCUAUACUUAGAUUUCACAUGAAGUAUUUUUUUCAGUAUUAUAUAUACCCUCUGAAAUAUAUAAGGACAUGCUUAUUAUACCAAAAUGUUGUUUAAAAGUGGGCACUUAGAGUUUUCAGAAUCUCUCAAUGCUGAUGUAGCAUGUUGGUGGCAAUUGCUUUUUUCUAUAUAAAUGUCUUCAAUGCAAUAUACUGGAAAGCUUUUCUAUUUUAAUAAAAAUGAUUUUUAUAUGA
Molecule: messenger RNA, 4356 nt
Organism: Condylura cristata (star-nosed mole)
Lineage: Eukaryota; Metazoa; Chordata; Mammalia; Eulipotyphla; Talpidae
Gene: RECK
Product: reversion-inducing-cysteine-rich protein with kazal motifs
Exons: 21
Coding region: 56-2971 (971 amino acids)
Biological process (GO): extracellular matrix organization; sprouting angiogenesis; blood vessel maturation
Cellular component (GO): plasma membrane
Molecular function (GO): protein binding; metalloendopeptidase inhibitor activity
Source: RefSeq, a predicted model, not a curated record